AUGGUGGCGAGAAAGACAACCGACCGAAUCAUCUUUGCGGACGUGGAGAUCAAUUCACCGGUGAGCACAUUGACGAGAGUGGACUUGCCAGCACCGUUGGGACCAAUAACCGCAACGUUCGUUUCCAGAAAGCUGGCAGCCUUGAAACGGACGUCGUCUAGUUAUCGUGGAAGGUCUUUUACUACGACUUUUGGGAAAGGAGAAGCAGCUGGGGCGGAAGGAAAGGCUUUCCCGCAAAAACCUGGCAGUUUUCUGGUCUUCUUGAAAGGCUUUAGAGACGCCAAUCUGUUCCUACUCGAGAACCCCUGGCCGGAUGAAGCAGCCGAGUUUCGUGCAGACGUGGAGCAUUCGCGCAUGCCAUCUUCGUCCUUCUUAAUGCGAGGCUUGCUGCCUACAGAAUUUGAGGGCAUCCGCAAGGCUGGUCUUCAAUUGUUUGCGGAUCAAGAUCGCAGAGGUGGAGUAUUUGUGAUUCUGCCGUGA
Fonsecaea erecta is the source of this 480-nucleotide messenger RNA. RefSeq lists its product as hypothetical. Lineage: Eukaryota; Fungi; Ascomycota; Eurotiomycetes; Chaetothyriales; Herpotrichiellaceae. The transcript has a single exon. The coding region runs from base 1 to 480 and encodes 159 amino acids. The record is from RefSeq and is a predicted model, not a curated record.